Zerene cesonia (dogface butterfly) is the source of this 5151-nucleotide messenger RNA. It is a transcript of the gene FAM21, whose product is annotated as WASH complex subunit 2A. The record is from RefSeq and is a predicted model, not a curated record. Lineage: Eukaryota; Metazoa; Arthropoda; Insecta; Lepidoptera; Pieridae. The transcript is spliced from 13 exons. The coding region runs from base 177 to 4838 and encodes 1553 amino acids.
GUCAAAACCAUGUCACUGAAUCUGAAACGUAAAAGUCAAAUUUCUUAGUGGUGAAAGGACGUGUUAUCAGUUUUUGUUUACUUUAAUUUAAAAAAGUACACAAAAAGUUGCAACUUUCUAACCAUAACUAUUGUCUGGAGGGAUAUAAAAGUAAUGUAGGAAAAACUAUAGCUACAAUGGAGAAAGUCGAUACGGAAACGCUCCGGUCCGCUGCAUCGAAGUGGAGCUUGGGAGGUGAUAGGCAUCUGUUGAAUUUGUUGCAGAAUAUACAUCAGAAAAUUAUGACAAAAUGCACAGAGACAAAUGCAAAGAUGGAUGAAUUGGUGGAUACCCUCGAAACAGCUAGCGUGGACUUGCAAAAUGUAAAUAAUAAAUUUAUGGCGCUCAGUAACAACCAAUUUGUCGAAAGUCGAGUGUAUGAUGAUGAUAUUGAUGUACAGACAGCAUCUGCAACGCCGAAGGAGCCACAAACACAAACAGAUCCAGGUGAUGAGGUAGCGAUGAUGAAACAGAGCCUACUGGUGAUAGAGUCUAUGCACGAGCAAGUACAAAUACUCGACUCGGAUUCAUCUGAUGAUGAUGAUGAUGGAAGAUUGAUACUAAAGCCGAAGGACAUGUAUCACCACAGACCGCUGCCCUACGUCAUCGGAUCGCAGAUGUGGAGGAAGAAGUGGCACGCCGGUCUAAUGGUUGAAGACAGCGACACGGAUAGCGCGGGUUCGAAGCCGCCGCCCGGCGAGGUGUACUCCGAUUCGGAGCCGGAGCUGACAGACACGCAGACGGACAAACAGAUCAGGGAUGUAACGGUAACAAGUUCUAACACCAGCGCGGAGGUAAGCACCAACGCACAGACGAAACCCGAUGUGCCAAGACCGUGUCGGCCGGCGGACGUCGCCGCUGAGCUGGCGCGGCGACUCGGCGGGGAGGUGAGACCGAUAGACAAUAUUCUUCAGAUACCACCUCCACCUUCGAUCCCAGUGGACCUGCCGCCCGCCACCGGCAAGGUGUAUCGACCUGCACAACCCGCAACAGCGACAAUAUUCUCAAAUGAACCGCCGCCUCUAGACCAGUGUGCGUCGGAAGACGAAGAGAGCGAAGACGACAUAUUUGCUGAAUUACACAAGAACCGCUAUACCCCUAAUGAUAGGGUUGCGAAUAAUAACGUAGUCGACGCACUGUUUGGGGACAGUCCCAAUGUUAUUGAAAAGGUGACCUCAAAUAGCACUAAUAAACGACCGGUAUUCGACGAUGAAUCAGAACCGGAGCUCUUUGUUGAAAAACCAAAAGAAAUAAUCCCUGAGCCUAGAGAGGAAGCAUUUAAGAAACCAGUGGGUGGUAUAUCUCUAUUCGGAUCGAACAAGGAUUCCAACAGCAUUGGAGCGGCCAUCUUGAAACGGAAUCAACGUAAAUCAUCUUCGAGUGAAGAAGAUGCUCCAGAAACACAACCUGAACCUAAACUUGUACCAAAUAAAAGUAUAAUAGAAGAUUUGUUUGUAAAACCAAAAGUUAAGAAACCAGUUGCAAUUAAAAAUACAAAUAAAGAAGUUAAAAAGGAUAAAGAAGUAAAAACAGAAGAGAAAGCGAAAGAAAAGAAAGUAGACUUGUUCAGCGACGAUCUCUUCGAUGAUAUAGAUGAUAUAUUUACCAGUAAAGUUAUAACGAAACGACCGGAAAACAAUAAAUCUAUAUUCGAUGAUGAUUUGUUCAACGAUAUCGCAGUUAGUAAAGAUAAACCGAAAGAAGUUAAAAGUAUAUUUGAUGAUGAUGAUGAUGAUCUUUUUAGCGAUGUUAAAGUCGCUAAGGAAAGUGUUAAAAGUACAACAGAGCCUCGGUUAGAUUCAGUUCAGAAAAGUGUAGAUACCAAAAGUAAUAAAGAUACAGUAAAUAAUGAUGAUCAUGAUUUGUUUAACGAAAAUGUUCUAUCAACGGAAAAUGUUAAACCCGCAAUAGAAUCCAACUCUAUUAGUAAAGCCAGUAAACCGAAAAGCAUAUUUGACGAUGAUAGUGAUGAUGAAUUAUUUAAAAAUAACACUGAAAUUGUCAACGCAACAAAUAUAAAGUCAAAUGGAACAAUAAAGGAUAACAGUAUUAAGGCAGAUGUUAAGAAAAACAAUAUAUUUGAUGAUGAAAGUGAUGAUGAUAUAUUCCACAAUAAUUCUCUCAGCGUUAAACCAGAUCUUGUGACCACAAAACAAAAUUCAAUUUCAUUCAACGACGACAAAGUUCACGAAGUUAUUGAAAGCAAAGCAGGCUCAAAAGAUAAUGUUCCUGAGGCUAACAUAAAUGAUAAUUACGUUCCAAAUGACAUAACCAAAAGAAGAAAUAUCUUUGAUGAUGACAGUGAAGAAGAGUUAUUUAGUGGCAAAAAGAAAACUGAACCAGAAAAUAAUAAAUUAUUGCAAGAAACAGAUGCGAAUGUUAAAGUUGAUGAAACUAGUAAAAACGGUGUUAUUAUUAGUGAAAAACAUGUUACGCAAACCUCUGUUAAUACUGCUACAAAUAGUAUUAAAGAUACAAGCAUUCCAGAGAAACGUGAAAAAGUUAAUGAUACUGACCCAAUAAAUGAAACACUUGUAUCGCAAAAUACCGAAAGUCAUAAUUCGUUAGACAGUCAGAACGAAAAUCUUAAUAUAAAUAAAAAGCCAACAGUAGUUACAAGUCCCAACAUAUUUGAUGAUGAUGAAAUCGAUGAUAUGUUUUCAAGUAAUGUAGAACAAUCAAAUUCGAAUAAAAUUGAAGAAUCACGCAACUCUGAAGUUGGUUCAAGUAUAAAUACAGUAGAAUCAGAUGCUUCACCAGAUACUGACGCUAUUAGUAGUAGAGAAACCAGUAGCAAUGUCCAAGAUGAGCAUGUAUCUGAUAAAACUCCACAACCGCCUGUGCCUGAUACGUCUAGUCAUAUAGAAAGUAAAAUUCUUGAAGAGAGAGAAGAAGAGUUGUCAGCAAAGUCCAAUGACGAUUUACAUGAAGCUAUAAAUCCAGACAUUGAAUAUAAGACUGAGACAAAUUCAGAUAUGUUCGCCACAAAUAAUAAAGACACAUUACAAGAACAACCUCCGGAAUCCAGUCUGUUCACAGAUAUAUUUAAUGAUAUGCCACCUGAAUUCGAAAAGCCGAAAGAGCCGAAAAAGAGCAAGAACGUCAAUGCACUUUUCGAUGAUGAUUCCGAUGAUGAGGCGUCGUUCUUUAAGAAAAGUGACGUCAUCACUGAAGAUGUACCUAGCCCAAGUUAUGACGCAAACGAAAGAUUCAGUAUAUUCCACGAUGAACCCCCUGCUAUUGAUGUUGAUUUCAUUUCUAAACCUGUUAAAUCAUCUAAAAAUAUAGAUAUUGAAGAAAUUCCGAAAAAACAUUUUGAUGAUUUUAAUUCGCAAGAUAUCUUUGGACAAAAUGUAAAAACUGAGGAAAAGAGCGAUUUUGCUCCAGGUAAUACAGUGGGAGAUAAAGUUGAAACGAACUUGGAAAGUAAUCUACACCCAGUAAAUUAUGAAUCUAAUAAAGUUAUUAGUGAGAGCAGUGGCUUAGAAGAUUCCAUUAGAUCUACUAACGCUAUGAUCACAGAGAAAAUCAAUAAAAUGCACAACGAUCAAAAUUUUGAUGCCAAUGUAGCAGCAAAACAAAAUAAAAGCAUUGGCAAAUUGAAACCUAUCAAUUUAAAUAUCAAUGUUAAUACAUUAUUACCUGGAGCGUCACCUAAGAAGUCGAAACCGAUUGAAAAUGUCGAUAACAUAGUUUCUUCAACACCGGAAAGUAGUGAAAAAGUAACUAAAGAGGUGAAAAACGUAAAUUUUGCAGACGAAAGAGAAUCGGCAAUUUUAAAAAAUGAAUUGUCCAAAGAGACAGCAAAAAUUGAAGUUGUUGAUGGAAUUGUUGCUUCAAAAUCGCAAAAUACCGAAAAAGUAACUAAAGACGAGAAAACCGUUAACUUUGAAGAUGAAAAAGAAUCGGCAAUUCUUAAUAACAAACUGUCAAAAGAGAGAGCAAAAAUACAAGUGAAGCGGCGUCCUUCCACUCGCAGGGCUAGAAAAGAAGCAGCGAGAAAGUCUGGCAUUGACUUUGGAGAUAGCAUAGACAAAACUGACAAUUCAGAUUCCAUAGAUGAACCAAAGAUACGACUUGUAACAGAUAAAAAAGAUGCGACGAAUUUAGAUGCAAAUCACAUGAAAGUUUCGCCAGAUAAGGAAACUAAUACACAAACAAAUGUGAGAGAUUUUAGUAACACAGACAAUAAAUUAAAUAGUGACAUAAUCAAUUCCCCCUCCGAUAAAAACACCACUGAUACAAUAAUACAAAGAAGUACUGACACUAAUUAUUCCAAACCAAAUAAAAACGUCACAUCCAAAGUAGUUUACAUUUUAAACGACGAAGACAUAUUUUCCGAUGUCAACAAAAAUCCCGAUGAAGCAAAACCUCAAAAUCACGAAAACAAAUCAAACAAUUCCCUCCCCAUUCCAACUACAGAAGAAGCUUCGAAAACUGAUAAAAAAUUCGACAGCAAUCACAACCCGAAUACAGAUAAAAAAGCGACCAUCUUUGAUUUGAGUGACAGUGACAGCGAACUCUUUGGCGCGAAAAAAGUGACAGUUGCUUCGAAAUCAAAACUUUUCGAAUCGGACAGCGAUGAUGAUUUGUUCGGUGGUAGAAGUAAGAGAGAGAUUGUCCGAGAAGAAGUUGUAAAACCAAAAGGCAAUUUAUUUGGUGAUGAGAGCGAUGAUGAAUUAUUCACCACCAAAGUGAGGAAACAGGAUGAAAAAACAUCUCACAGAGAACCAACAAGCAAACCGUCAGAACCAGUAUUCGAAGAUCCAUUGUCUAUGCUCACACAAGAUGAUGAAUGAAAAGCUUGUUCAUACGUGCUAGUCUCUCUAACGAUAAGUCCGAUUUCUAUGCGGUUUUACAGCUUUACACCAUAAUAGUUGUAAAAGGCGUCCAAUGCACUGGCAAGGUUUAAGAGAGUAAAUGAACGAUUUAUAUUUAUUUCAUAGUAUACAUCACUACAAAAAAAUAAUUUUACCGUUAUUAAAUCUAUGUUUUUGACGAAACGUUAAAAAUAUGAGUUACAUUUUUACAGAUAAAUUGGCAAGGACAUAUCUAUUAUGCAUUUAGUCGUUUAAAAAUAAAAAAGCAUUAAUAUUAAAAGAAUAUACGAUA